Messenger RNA from Neolamprologus brichardi, 1705 nucleotides. The record is from RefSeq and is a predicted model, not a curated record. Lineage: Eukaryota; Metazoa; Chordata; Actinopteri; Cichliformes; Cichlidae.
CCUGCCGCCCAGCAGCUGCCCUCCACCUCCGCUUCCCUGCCAGCUGUGGUCAAGAGCGAGUUUGUGGCUUCCAGUUGCAGCAGCGGGUGUGAGCCGCUCUCCACAGCCGGAAACGACGCACUGUACCCUUCCAGCGCGGACUCGCUUUUGCCGCUGUCAGCUCUGGAGCAACAGGUAGAUGUGGCGGAUCUAAUCGACUCGCUUCUGAGCGCUGACGCCGCACAGGGAGACCUGAAGCCCGCAUGCGAGGUGAAGCAGGAGCCGCUGGGGCUGGAGGACUGGCUGAAGAGCCUGUCCGCCGCUCCCGUUACCGGGGGAGAUUCCGGCAGCUACGUCAUCAACAGACCGCCGAUAAAGACGGAGCUCGUGCAGAGCGGGAGCGACCUCCACUGCGCCCCCUCCUCCCUCCCCUCAACCCUCGACUCCCAGCUGCUCUCCUCCCUCCUGCAGGGCGUGUUCCCGAUAGUCAACAUCGGCGGCGUGCACGCGGCAGCAGCCCCCAAGCUGUCGCGCGGAGGCAGGCGAGCCCCCGCGAAGGGGGGGCCGAAGGCGAAGCCGUUCCCGUGCUCCGUGCAGGGCUGCGAGCGCCGCUUCUCGCGCUCCGACGAGCUCAACAGGCACGUGCGCAUCCACACGGGACAGAAGCCGUUCCAGUGCACCAUCUGCGCGCGCAGCUUCAGCCGCAGCGACCACCUGACCACGCACACGCGCACGCACACCGGAGAGAAGCCCUUCUCCUGCGACGUGUGCGGAAAGAGGUUCGCGCGCAGCGACGAGAGAAAAAGGCACGGGCGCGUGCAUGUCAAGCAGCAGCUGCGCGCUCAGAUGAUGGCCGCCUACUCCCUGGCCCUGAACGCGCCUGGCGUCUAAAAGCGAAGAACAACAGCAGGCGAGCUCGCUCAGAGCUUCAGGAUUUGAACCGUCUACCGGAAAGCGUCCGAGACACCUUUCCACAUAACGUCACAUCGUGGGCGAUUUUGGCUGGACCCGAAAGAGGAGGAGGACGUGCCAGGCGUUUACAGGUGUUCGGGGGACUACCAAGUGCACGUUUUGGUUCCUCUCAGGGCGCAUGCGCAAGCGCGGUCCUGCAGCUGGACUGUGAGCAGGGCCGCACAGGAGAGGGCUGUACCGCAGGUGCCACUGACGUGUUUCCUGUCUGCGCCCGUCUGCCUGCUUACUGUGGUGGACUGUUAAAGGAGCAGUCCGCUGCCCGCUGGGAGGUUUCUCCUGUAAAAUACCAACCUGUGACUUUUCUGCAUGAGGACGUGAAGAAAUGUAGACGUCAGAAUGUCGUGCUUUGUUUUGACUGCUAUUUUUAUGUGAACAUCUUUAUAUUCGAGGAGUUCUAUGUUUGUAAGAUAGCUCUAUUUUUCUAGAUGGCUCGUCUACCUCUUCGUGUUUACAAUCAGAUUGUAUAUAUUUCUAAAGAUGAAUGUGCUGCGAUGUCACUCUUUCUUUUCUAUGAGACUGAUUAUGAAACCAACGCCCGCGUCUUUGGACGCUGACUGAACUUUAUAUUACUGCGGGUGCAGGUCUGAGCUGCACCGGUGCAUCGUGUUGUUUGUACUGUGACGGUGAAAAAAAAAACAACUGAACACAUACCAGCUCAGUGAGAGCUGAGCUCCAAGUAGCACACAUGGCUGUGCAGGUUUACUGUUCCCUCGUUCUGCAUGGAGGCUGCUGUCGCUGUCAAUAAACAAACAAA